Molecule: messenger RNA, 2330 nt
Organism: Stegastes partitus (bicolor damselfish)
Lineage: Eukaryota; Metazoa; Chordata; Actinopteri; Pomacentridae
Gene: pm20d1.2
Product: peptidase M20 domain containing 1, tandem duplicate 2
Exons: 10
Coding region: 1-1209 (402 amino acids)
Biological process (GO): lipid metabolic process; amino acid metabolic process
Molecular function (GO): hydrolase activity, acting on carbon-nitrogen (but not peptide) bonds, in linear amides
Source: RefSeq, a predicted model, not a curated record
AUGACAUUUUCAGGUUCAAAAGUUAAAAUUUUUAUGUUUUUAAAGAUUAUUCUCAGUGCCUUUCUCGUUACGGUGGCGUUGCUAUUUACCGUAGCAUCUAUCAGGACUCUGUCACUGGACGUAAAUGUUGGACUUCAACUCGCAAACUGGGAGAAGACGAACAACAUCUCGCUCGUCAUAGAGCCCCAUCAGAGAGAGCAGCUUCUGGCUAACUUUAAAGAGGCUAUCCGGAUCCCCACAGUGUCUUUCUCACAGACGGAGAUAAACACCACCGCGCUGCUGGAGUUUGACAGCUUCCUCCGAAAAGCCUUCCCUACAGUUUUUUCUUCAAGCUUGGUUCAUCAUGAAUCGGUGGGCAACUACAGCCACCUGUUUCGGGUACAAGGAUCACAGCCUGACCUGGUGCCGUACCUGCUGCUGGCCCACAUCGAUGUUGUACCUGCCACAGAGUCAGACGGCUGGGAGGCGCCACCAUUUUCUGCCAAGGAGAUGGAUGGCUUCAUCUACGGCAGAGGGACCAUAGAUGACAAGGGCUCUGUAAUGGGAAUCCUUCAAGCACUGGAGUACUUGCUGAUAAAAGGCUAUGCUCCACGCAGGGGGUUUUACAUUGGUCUUGGUCAUGAUGAAGAAGCCGGCAGGUGGCUCCUGUUGAACCGGGACAAGCUGCUUGAAAGAAAGCCGGACACUAAUGCUUUUGUGAGGACAACCACAGCAGUCACCAUGUUUAAUGCAGGAGUUAAGGUAAAUGUCCUCCCUUCCCUCGCUGAAGCUUAUGUGAAUCUACGAAUCCACUCAGCACAGUCAUUACAGGAGGUCAUGGACCUCAUCCAUGCUACAGUGGGGGACCAGAGAGUGAAGAUAGAGCUUGUUGACGGAUUCGACCCUCUGCCUGUGAGCUCUGCUGAUGAGAAGUCAUUUGGCUUCCAGAUCAUUAAGAAAACAGUGUUGGACAUGUUUCCAGCAGUAACAGUUGCUCCAGGUAUCUGUGUUGGGAACACAGACAGUCGACACUUCAAAGACCUGACCAGUAAUAUUUAUCGCUUCGCUCCUUCCUGGUUUAAACCAGGUGAUCCUCAGAGAUUCCAUGGCAUCAAUGAAAGGAUUUCCAAGAAGAAUUAUGAGGAAUUUGUGGUAUUUUAUUUUAAUCUGAUUCAAAACUGUGACAUUCGGAAACUUCCAGAGCCUCACAGCUCUGUCCAUGAACUCUGAAGAAUUGACAGCGUCGAUAACCAUAACCAUCGAAAAUAAGCUAGAUAAUUACAAAUUAUAUAAAGUGCUCUGAGGUGACAAAUGUUAUGAUUUGGCACUACAUGAAUAGAAUAAAAUAUAAUUUAAUUUAAAAGACCUUUUAUUGUUAAUUUAAUUAAUUUCAACAGCACCCAAUGGGACCAUGGCUUGGCUUACACCUUUAUUGGUAAAUUUUAAAAACAAAUGAUAUUGGACAGGUAUAGUGUGGACUUUGCUUAAAUGAAAUAAUGUGAAUCUACUAUGUAGAGCAUUUAUGAAUGAAGAUUAAGAUUAUGUGGUAGACUGCUGUUAAAAUUUAUGAUGUACAUAUGAAGAAAUGAGUAAAUAUUUCUUCAAGCUGCUGAUAAUACUGCAUAUGGUUGGUUGGUUGUUGUACAUACAAUUUCAAACAAAUGACUACUGAAAUAUGUAUUUUUGAAAUGUGUUUUCUUUCUUCUUGAGUCAUAGUUAAUCUUUUAAAGAAUGCUGUGCAUCACUGACUGUCUGUCUUUUGAAGUGGCACAUGGACUUUAGACAGCCGUUGUUGAAAUUUAAUGGUUUGUUUGUUGCUGUGUUAUGAAUUUUACAAUACCUAAUUCUGGACACAAUAGAAGACACCAAUGAAAUCACAGCUGAUCACAAUUCUUGUGUUUAUUAAACAGCAAAGCAACAACAGUCAUUCGUUUUUUAUUAGACCAAUUUUUAUACUUAAUACAGUAACAUUGCGUCAAAAUUAUUCAUUUAUAAGGACAACAAUCAAUAUUUCCGUUAAAGUGCCUGUUUUAGCCUGCUGCUGUUUUUUGAUCUGUAGUAAAUUCUAGACACUAGAAUAAAACAGACAAGAAAGCAGAUUUAUUUCUUAACAGUGUAAUAUAUAAAUACAUGUUUAAGCUUUAAAUGCCCCCAUUUGUGUUCAUACACAUGGGUAUCUGGUUAGAGAGACUAUAAUAAGCAUUGACCCUCUUUUGAAGUUUUCCCCUUUGAUUACUUCAUCUCACUGAAUGGUGAUCAGUAUAAUUUUGCUUUUUUGACAACAGUAUAUAAAAGAAACACAACAGAUUUCUACAAAUUAAUGUCAAUAAAUGAAAACUAUAAAUUGUAAA